This is a messenger RNA of Kalmanozyma brasiliensis GHG001, 1506 nucleotides long. RefSeq names its product Protein of unknown function DUF2414. Gene Ontology annotation, molecular function: RNA 7-methylguanosine cap binding; mRNA binding. Gene Ontology annotation, cellular component: nucleus; cytosol. Bases 1 to 1506 code for a protein of 501 amino acids. The transcript has a single exon. The record is from RefSeq and is a predicted model, not a curated record. NCBI's taxonomy places the organism in Eukaryota, Fungi, Basidiomycota, Ustilaginomycetes, Ustilaginales.
AUGGCGGACGUAGCGCUAGACUAUGGCUCUGCGGAGAUCGACUCGAGCGCUGUGCCUAUGCAUGACGAUGCCAUGGAAGACGUUUCCGGCCCCACACAGCCCACAUCACGAUUCUACGCCCUUCCCACGGACCAAGCCGUUGAAGCAGGCGCACAGCGUGGGCCCGCCCCUUCCUCCGGCGCCGAGCCUUCUCUCGACGACGCAGCUCUGGUAGGCGACGAAACACCAUCCUCCAUUCCGGACCCUCCCCCCGUCGAAAGCGGAUCCGACAUCCGCCUCGAGACGCUCCUCAUUGAGGGCUCGCCCAUCACGCAGCUCUCCACCUCUCGUCUUUUUGCCUAUCUCACUCACUUCGGUGCUCAGCCUCUCGGUCUCGAAUGGAUCGACGAUCAGUCGUGCAAGGUUGUCUUUCCGGAUGAGCGAUCCGCACGUUUGGGGCUGGAGUACCUCGUCCCCUCCACGCCCGCCGAUGCGAUGCAAGACGAUAUGCCGCUGCCGAACAUCGAAACCCUCCUCGAGUACGACCCCGACUCGUGGCAUUCCGAGUACAUCACUUCGCUCGUCACUCCUCGUCGGGCGCAUCGAGUCCCCGCCAAGCUCUACACGCACGUCGAGCGCCAAGCUGCCCUCACCGAACGCAGUCACAAGGAGGAAGCAUCGACCCUGCCAGACGAUGUACCCGAGAUCUACCGCGAGAUGGAGGAGGCUGAUCGGUCAGCGAAGCAACCACGCGAGGUGCGCGACCUGCUGAAGCUCCGGGGAUCAUUGUGGUUGCGACACGCAGUCACGGACAUCGACAGGAAGGAGAACCGCGCAUCAACAAAGAGUCAGUGGUAUAAGAGGCAUGGAUACGAGGCGGGUAGAGAGAUCGUACCCAAGCUCCUGCAGGUGGGCGAGGCGAAGGAGGCUGUGGAGCUCUUCCCGGACUACAAGCCGACCGAGGGCGAUGGAAGGAGACGCGAGUUGAACGAGCUGGAUGCAGAGCUGGACAGACACGUUGCGUCAAGGGAUGAAGAGCCGGAGCGCAGGGCGGGCGAGAUGAUGGCGGAUGCGGUGCAGGCAAGAUCUCGAGGGAGACGCAAUGAUGGCGAUCUGAUGGAUCGAUUCUCAUCAAGGGACGGUGGAAGGAGGAGGGGACGCAGAGACGACGGAGAACGAUGGGGCCAUGACGCUUAUGAUGCGCUUUCGACGGAGGAUCCGGAGCGAUCCGGUCGCAGGAAUCGAGACCGCCGUCCGCGUCGCUCCGAUAUGGAGGCCAUGGAUGCAGAGCUGGAAGAUCACCGCCGCUCACGUCACCGUGAUCACCAGAGAGAGCUCUCUCCUGGCCGUCGCGAAGAUUCGGAUCGAGUCCGAGUCAAGGGGAGGGGCAGGAUGAAGGCACCUGGGUUUGACGAUCGCUGGGGUGGCGACGAGGGCAAGGGUAGCCUGGCGAAGCGAAUGGGCGGCGGAAAUGACUUGCUAGGCAGACUGGGCGGAGGCGGACGUCUCGCCGAUCGUUUCUCAUAG